AUGUUGAAAAAGGAAGAAAUAUGGCAAUCGAUUAAGAUGUUUCAAAAGUAGAGUAAAAGAGAAUUAGAUUAAACGAGGGAAUCAGAAGAUUAAUCAUCAUUUAUUUCUGAUAAUGAAAAAGAAAAUUUAUUUAAAAAUAAAUAGCAAUCUUGUUAAUGCAAAUAAUAAUUGUUGUCAUUGAAGAAAGAAUGUAUGCUUUAAAUAAGGGAAUUAAAAGCUCAACAUCAAAUUGAGAUGGAAAAUCUUUAAAAUCAAUUCUAAAAAAUAAUCAUCGAAUAAAAAUAAUAAUAUGAAUAAGAAAUAUCACAGCUAAAGGAAGAUCUUGAAUUUUACAUUGGUGAAUAAAAUGACAAAGAAUUGAUGUAACUAAUCGAAUAGGAAUAGUAGAAAGAUAAAGAAAUAUUUUAGCAACAAUUAGAAUUUUAAAUUACAGAGAAAUUAAAAUUGGAAUAAAAGUUUAUUCUUUGUUAGAAAGAAUUAAAAUAGUAUAAAGAAUAAGCCUAGUAUUUUUAGACAACUCAGUAGAAUUAGCAAAUUUAAUAGUUAUAGUAAAGUGUACAUAAAAAUUGUGCCCCCCAAUUAUUUAGAGAUACUAAUAGGAAGGUGAAAUUAUAGACUGAAGGGAUAGAUAGAUCGAUUGUAAACGAUGAUAAUAGCAAUAGGGUGGGAAUUUGUAAUUCAAUCAAGAAUUUUAAUGCAACUAUUAAGCAUAUGGAAAAAUCUCAACAAUCUUAAUGUUGA
This is a messenger RNA of Paramecium tetraurelia, 741 nucleotides long. RefSeq lists its product as uncharacterized. The transcript has 2 exons. NCBI's taxonomy places the organism in Eukaryota, Ciliophora, Oligohymenophorea, Peniculida, Parameciidae. The record is from RefSeq and is a predicted model, not a curated record.